AGGAUACGUCGUGUUUCCGCUCUUGCUCCUGACCAUUAUUGACGAUGACUGAAAUAUUGUACAGACAGUAUGUAGGCGAAUCUGAUUUACCACACAUUAUGGCGCUCGUACAGAGUGAGCUCAGUGAGCCAUAUGUUAUAUACACAUAUCGUUAUUUCCUCCAUCAAUGGCCACAACUUUCUUUUCUCGCAAUACCUGCGGGAUCGUCGGAGCCGAUAGGUGUCAUAGUCUGCAAGCAGAGUAUGCACAAGCAUGCCUCGAAUAGAGGCUAUAUCGCCAUGCUCAGCGUUAGCAAGAGCUGGCGCAAACGUGGUGUAGCAAGCACGUUGGUCAGACAAUCAGUGGAGGUCAUGAGACGAAAUGGAGUUGAUGAAGUCGUUCUUGAAACCGAAUAUGAUAAUGCGCCGGCUCUUUCCCUCUACGAGUCCUUGGGAUUCAUUCGCGAGAAACGGCUGUAUCGAUUCUACCUCAAUGGAAAGGAUGCGUUCCGUUUGGUUCUCGCCGUCCCUCCAUCAGAAUUGGAUCAAGACUUUCCCCACUACAUGAAGCUUUCCCCCACCAACAAUAUUUUCUCCUAUCCAGUUUCUUCAGACGAUGACGAGGUCUCAUAUCGUUGAUGAUUCCCAGUCACACGACCAAUAUCAUUUCCCCUUGAUGGUCACUGCUGACCCUAACAUCCUAAUCUGGCUUUCUAUAGCCAUAAUGGCCCUUCAACUAGCUGUACAACAACAACAACAACAACAACAACGCCGUCUCAGUUGUAUAACCCUGUUCGAUCUAGGUUCAACCAACCAUUCAUUUCCUGUUUCUCAUCGUGUCAAGGCACUAGUAUACCCCACA
Molecule: messenger RNA, 840 nt
Organism: Suillus discolor
Lineage: Eukaryota; Fungi; Basidiomycota; Agaricomycetes; Boletales; Suillaceae
Product: acyl-CoA N-acyltransferase
Exons: 5
Coding region: 45-617 (190 amino acids)
Biological process (GO): N-terminal peptidyl-methionine acetylation
Cellular component (GO): NatC complex
Molecular function (GO): protein-N-terminal amino-acid acetyltransferase activity
Source: RefSeq, a predicted model, not a curated record